Molecule: messenger RNA, 2718 nt
Organism: Clonostachys rhizophaga
Lineage: Eukaryota; Fungi; Ascomycota; Sordariomycetes; Hypocreales; Bionectriaceae
Source: the annotation of a GenBank genome assembly
AUGAUCAAGGCACUGGGCGCGUCGCUCCUCCUGCUGUUGUCGGUCGCGCAGGCGGCCGAGGUCGGCGACUGUCCCGGCUACAAGGCGUCAUCAGUCAAGAGGACGGACUCGGGGCUGACGGCUAACCUCAAGCUGGCCGGUAAAGCCUGCGAUGUCUACGGUGACGACAUUCGUGACCUCAGACUCAUCGUUGAGUACCAGACAGAUAGUCGGUUGCACGUCCUCAUCCAGGAUGCUAAAGAACAGGUCUUCCAGAUUCAGGAGGACCUGAUCCCCAGACCGCCGGCGAGCAAGAAGCCGGAUACGCACUCCAAGCUCAAGUUUGACUUGACGGAGUCGCCCUUCUCCUUCACCGUGUCGCGUCGUGAUACCAAGGAGGUGCUGUUUGACACGAGCAGCGACAAGCUGAUCUUCGAGUCGCAAUAUGUCUAUCUGAAAACCAGUCUGCCCGAGAACCCCAACCUCUACGGCCUGGGGGAACACCCAGACUCGUUCCGCCUCUUCACCGACCAGGAUUAUUCGCGCACCAUGUGGAAUCGCGAGUCUCCUUUCCUCCCCAGGAAGACCAACCUGUACGGCAGCCAGCCAAUGUACAUCGAACACCGCGAGAGCGGAACGCACGGUGUCCUGCUGCUCAACUCGAAUGGAAUGGACGUGAAGCUUGCCAAGGCCGGUAAUGGUCACUCUCUAGCUUACCACAUCAUCGGCGGUGUCCUUGACUUCUACUUCUUCGCUGGUCCUGACCCCGUAGAGGUCAGCAAGCAGCACGCACAGGCUCUCGGUCUACCGGCCAUGAUGCCCUACUGGUCUCUGGGUUACCAGCAGGCCAAGUACGGGUACUGGGAUGUCAACAUCCUGGCCGAGAUGGCUGCGAACUACAGCACUGCAAACAUUCCCCUCGAGGUCGUCUGGGCCGAUAUUGAUUACAUGCACUAUCGAAAGGACUUUACGGUCGACCCUGACAGGUUCCCCCUAUGGAAGACGCGGGAGCUCGUCGACACCCUGCACAAGCGGAAGCAAAAGUUCGUCAUGAUGCUUGAUCCUGGCAUCAGCACCGACCAGGGCUACGAUUCCUACAGUCGCGGCCAUGAGCAGGGUGCUUUCCUCAAGGCCAAGGAUGGAUCCGACUAUCGCGGUGUUCAGUGGGCUGGUGCGGUUGCCUGGCCUGAUUAUCAGUCCAAGGAGGGACUCAGCUGGUGGACAGACGAGAUCAAGAGGUUCUUCGAUGCAGGGACCGGCGUCAAUGUGGACGGAAUCUGGAACGAUAUGAACGAAGGAUCGAACUUCUGCCCCGAUACUACUUGCAACCCGGAACAACAUGCUAAAGAUACAAACACGCCUCCUGAACCAUCAAACCCGCCUCGCAACAAUACUGGUCGUCCCAUUCCUGGAUUCCCUCCUAGCUUCCAGCCUGACCCAAGCUCUACUGGAGCUAUCUUCACUGCCAGCUCUGCCAGUCCUGUCGGGCCCUACACAGGUGAAGAGCUCAGGAGAAGAAAAGAAGAGGAGGAAGGGUCGCUAGAGCUGCGACGCCAGACCAUUAGAGAAGAAGAGACCAAGGGCGACAAGAAGGGCCUGCCCGAUCGAGACCUGUUCACGCCCAAGUAUACCAUCGACAACAAGCAAGGCGCCCUCAGCGCCAGGACCAUCUGGACAAACAUCUCCAACCACGACGGCACCCACCAGUACGACACGCACAACAUGUACGGCCUCACCAUGGUCAAGGCCACGCACAAGGCCAUGCUGGCCCGCAAGCCCAACGUACGGCCCUUCGUCCUCACGCGCUCCAACUUCCUCACCACGGGCGCCUGGGCCGCCCAUUGGUUCGGCGACAACUACUCGAGCUGGGACGACUACCGCUUCAGCAUCUCCCAGAUGCUCGCGUACGCCACCGUCCACAACAUCCCAAUGGUCGGGUCCGACGUGUGCGGCUUCAACGGCGACGCCCAGGAGAACAUGUGCGCCCGCUGGGCCACCAUGGCCGCCUUCCAGCCGUUCAUGCGCAACCACGCCGACAUCUCGGCGCCCCAGCAGGAGUUCUACAAGUGGCCGACCGUGAUAUCCGCUGCCCAGAAGGCGCUGGAUGCGCGAUAUAGGCUGCUCGACUACAUCUAUUCAGCGCUGUUCCUCGCGCACAAGGAUGGGACCCCCAGCGUCAGCCCACUCUUCUACCAGUACCCUUCUGACAAGAACGUCUACUACAACCAGGAGCAGUGGUUUUUGGGAGACGCCAUCCUCGUGAGCCCCGUGAUCGAGAACGACGCGACGUCGGUGACGUACUACCUCCCCGACGACGUCUUCUACGACUUCUGGACGCUGGAGCAGGUCCGCGGAAAGGGGGCCACCGUCACCAUCGACAACGUUCCCUGGACAGACAUCCCCGUCCACUACCGCGGCGGCAAAGUCGUGCCGCUCCGCGUUGAGUCUGCCAACACGACCGCCGACCUGCGCGACAAGGACUUCCACAUUGUUGUUGCGCCCGGUCUAGACGGCAAGGCUACGGGCACGCUGUUCCUCGACGACGGGGAGAGCGUCGAGGGCGCCGUCUCGGACGUGCACUUCUUCUGGAACGGCGACAAGCUCAGGGUGAAUGGAAACUUCCACUACAGGUCCGAGCGCAAGGUGCGCGAGGUGACGAUUCUGGGGGAGAAGGGGCAGCGGACGGCAAAGGGGGAGUGGUCGCUUGAUCGGGCUUUCGAGGUAUCCAGGUUUUCGUAA